Messenger RNA from Miscanthus lutarioriparius, 684 nucleotides. NCBI's taxonomy places the organism in Eukaryota, Viridiplantae, Streptophyta, Magnoliopsida, Poales, Poaceae. The record is from the annotation of a GenBank genome assembly.
AUGCAGUUCGACAGGCCCAGGAACGCCGGCGUUCGCAAUGAGCAGACGAAGCCUGGCUUGGUGGAGACCUCCUUCAGCUCCUCCUCCAUUAACCGCGCCGCGAAACCGGAGAAGAUGGUCCAAUACGACCGCAGCAGCCUUGCCUUGUCGAGAGCCGUCGUCAUCGAUGGCAGGAAGGAAUGGUGCCACGCUUUGAGGGAUCUUUUUAAGGAGAUUAGUGGGGUUCUUGACAUUUCUUUCAGUAGUACGAAACGCUGUGCAGUUGUGCACUUUACUACAUCAGUUGCUGCUCAGAUGGCACUUUACCAGCUUACCGGAUGUUGUCUGAUGGGGCGUCCACUCAAAUUUGCAUGGUUUGAUAAGAAAAGUUAUGAUCUUAACAGAGACGCUCUUCCUGUGAUGGAGUUACUCCCUGGUAGAGUACCUCACACCGUCUGUGUCGUGGGCUUCGAUACAUCUCUCAGUAUCACACAUAUCAGAAGCAUGCUUAGAUCUCAUUUCCGCCGGAAUCGACUACUUAGUGGACGAAUUAUCACCCCAGAGAAUCCGGAUUGCACAAGCACAGGGAAAGCCUUUGUGCGUUUCAAUAGCCACACUGACUUAGUCGCAGCACUUGAGCGGGAUGGGCUGGACCUGGGAGAUGGUCAUAAAAACUGUGUGUCACUAAAUGGCUUGAGCUGCUGA